UCCAUUUCACGCUCUCUUUCAUAUCCCCCACCAACGCAUAACUCUCAAGAGUGUCUCUUUUAAGUGUAAAUAUGCUGCCUUUUGCUUGAUCAUUUCCAGUGGCCUUUAAUCACCCAUGUCAACCAAAACUAUUCCAUUUGAAUUCUCAAAGUUCUGCAAACUUCAGAGCUUAGUCUCAGCAAAAGAACAAUUUUUGGGUUCUUCCUACCUAACCCAUUCGUGUACUUUCACCAUACCUUCUUCUCAUUACUUUGGUGAUACUUUGGAUGGCUGAGUAAGAGCUUACAGAUCUUAAGAAUUCAUCUCCAAUUUCCUUGGAAGUGAAAUGGGGAGGCAGCUGAUUCUCCUGCUGAUGAAAAUAUAUUUGACACUUGGUGCUAUGCAAGUUCAUGGAUCUGCAGUACCACUUCCAUCACCACCAAGGAGACUGCCGCGAAAACCGCCAACACCCAAUCCUUUCAUACCAGGCCAACUACCAUCCAGGGUACCAGACCAUGGUGUCACUGCUGCAUCAAAUCCUCUCAGUUAUGGCAGGAAAAGACAUGGCAAGCUAGUUAGUUCACCUCACAACAAAGCAUUGCCUAAUUCAUCACCUGUGAAUCACUCUCCAUCUAAAGCAACUCCUCAACAUGAUCUGGUUCGGCAUUCAAGUAUUGCACUUCCACCUUCUAUGUCAUUCUCAGGAGGUCCUGGAAAGAAAUGGGUGCAUGGUCCUGCAUCUCCCCCUUCAAUCUCAUUUCAUAAACAUUAUCAUGCAAGAAAAAAGUUCAACUCUGCUCCAGAACCAUCUUAUCUGAUACAUCCACCCACUUACAGCCAGCAAGGCCCUUCAGUCUCCCCAUUCCAAUCUCCCUAUCCUUCAUCAAUAAGCAAGGAUUUUCCUGCUCCUGCACCAUCACCAACAAUACUAUCAAGGCACGUCAACAUGCCCAUUCUUCCGCCAAAAAUUUCUCCUUUGGGUUCUACCCUAAGGAAUACAAAGACCCCACCACCCUUACCACUUCUGACUCUACCACCUCCACCUCCUAAUGAAGAUUGUACAUCUAUGACAUGCACAGAGCCUUUAACAUAUGCACCUCCAGGGGCACCCUGUGCUUGUGUGUGGCCAAUUGAAGUUAAACUCCGCCUUAGCGUUGCAAUAUACAAGUUCUUCUCUUUGGUUUCAGAGCUUGCUGAGGAAAUCGCUGCUAGUAUUUCACUAAACCGUAGCCAAGUUCGCAUUAUGGGAGCAGACGCAGCUAGUCAGCAGCUAGAGAGAACCAGUGUCCUCAUCAACCUAGUGCCUAAAGGACUGAAAUUCAAUGAUACUACUUCGUUUUCUAUUUAUGAGAAAUUCUGGCACCGGCAGGUUUCAAUCAAGGCUUCAGUUUUUGGUGCAUACGAAAUACUCUAUGUUCACUAUCCAGGUCUUCCCCCGUCUCCCCCUUCAGCACCUUCUAGCAUUUCAGCAAUAGAUGAUGGACCAUAUGCUGGCCACGAGAACAAUGGAAGGAUAAUAAAACCUCUAGGAGUUGCUGUGCCCAGGAGAAAAAAAAAUGGACUUGGUGGAAGCAUGAUUAUUGUAAUCGUACUGUCAUCUUUCACUGCCUUCAUUAUAUGUGUUGGACUCGCUUGCCUUUUGCUGUUGAAAUGUGGUUAUGGUGCUCAACGUUCUAAACAAAUUCCACAUGCUUUAAUAUCCUCGCCUAAAAAGUCAUCAGCAGGGGCAGCCAGGUCUCUGAUGUUUGGAAGCAUGCGUGGUUCUGCAUCAAUGUCUUAUAGUUCUGGCACACUAACAUAUAUAGGAACUGCUAAGACCUUCACUUUGAAUGACAUAGAGAGAGCCACCAAUAACUUUGAUCCUUCAACAAUACUUGGAGAAGGUGGAUUUGGGCUUGUUUACAGUGGCAUUUUAGAUGAUGGGAAGGAGGUGGCUGUGAAGCUUCUCAAGAGAGAUGAUCAGCAUGGCAGCCGUGAGUUCUUGGCAGAAGUUGAGAUGCUUAGCCGUCUGCACCACCGAAAUUUAGUUAAAUUGAUUGGUAUAUGCACAGAGCAUCAGGCUCGCUGCCUAGUAUAUGAACUAGUUCCAAAUGGAAGGGUCGAAUCCCACUUACAUGGUGCUGACAAGAAAAUUGAUCCGCUUGACUGGGAUGCUCGGAUGAAGAUUGCCCUUGGUGCAGCUCGGGGCUUAGCCUAUCUGCAUGAAGACUCAAACCCACGUGUUAUACAUAGAGACUUCAAGUCCAGCAACAUCCUAUUGGAAGACGAUUUUACACCUAAGGUUUCAGAUUUUGGAUUGGCUAGAACUGCAUUAGACGAGGGAAACAAACAUAUCUCGACACAUGUUAUGGGAACUUUUGGUUACUUAGCUCCGGAGUAUGCAAUGACCGGACAUCUUCUUGUGAAAAGUGACGUUUACAGCUAUGGUGUAGUACUCCUUGAGCUGCUAACAGGAAGAAAGCCUGUAGACUUGUCGCAGCCACCGGGUCAAGAAAAUCUAGUUGCUUGGGCCCGUCCACUUCUAACAAGCGAGGAGGGAUUAGAAACAAUCAUUGAUCCAGCUAUAAAGUCAAAUAUUUCAAUCAAUAGUGUAGCUAAAGCAGCAGCUAUUGCAUCUAUGUGUGUGCAACCAGAAGUGUCUCACCGCCCUUUCAUGGGUGAAGUUGUUCAGGCCUUGAAGCUAGUAUGCAAUGAGUUUGAUGAAACACAUGAUCUGGGGUCAAGAACUUGCAGUCAAGAGGAUCUUUUGAUUGAUUUAGAUAGUAAGAGUAAGAAAGUUUCAAGUGAGAUUGUGGAAAUCUCACACGCCCAUCAACCACUUUCUGGCUAUGAUUCUAGCCAUGACACCAAGAUAGCAUUAUCAGCAUCAGAUUUGUUGAGUACAUCUGUGGGACUUGAGGGUCAAGAAUUCGAGUCUUUCAGGAGACAAUCCACUUCAGGGCCUCUGAGGGUGGGGAGGAAAAGGCAGUUUUGGCAGAGAUUAAGAAGUUUGUCAGGAGGCAGCAUGAGUGAGCAUGGGGUUGCAUUGAAAUUAUGGCCAGAAUCUCAUUAGCUCCUGCUGAAGCCCCAUCGAUGUACAAUUGCAAUCUCUUCCAUACAAGAUUGGAGUUUGCUUUCAUGGACAAGAAGAGCAAGGUCUAGACUUGCAUUACAUGCUGUUGUGAAAAUAGUUGGUCUGGUCUUGAAUAAAAUGCUGACGACCAAAUGGUUGCUUUCAUGGACAAGAUCAAGGUCUAGACUUAUAUAACAUAUCCUGGCGCCCAUAUCAGCAAUGAAGUUAGGUGUGGCAGUGAAAAAUUCCAAAAUGCAAAACAAAAUUUGGAUACGUUAUUUCAACCCCAUUGAAUCUCUUGGAUGUUUGUGGAGGUCUGGUCUUGAAUAAAUCAUCCACAUCUGCUCCUUCUUGGUACAGUUCUUGGAGUUGCUUGCUGUCUUCUUUGAAACGUUAAAGCUUUAUAUAUAUAUAUAUAUAUAUAUAUAUAUAUUAGGCUCCUUUGGCCAAGGAACCAAAAAGUUUGAGGUUGUAAUAUAUAAAUUCUAUUAGAUUUCGAGCCUGUUUGGGAUUGCGUUUGAGAAUUAAGUCAAAAAAUGUUUUUUGGCAAAAGCUUCAUUUUUAAGUUCUUGUCAAAAGUAUGUUUUGGCAAUUUUUAGGUUUUUUGGACCCCUAAAAGCGCUUUCAAUUUUUUUUUACCAAACAGGUACUUUUUUUCAAACGAACUUUUUGAAUGUUAAACACACUUUUAUAUCUCUCAAAUGCACACCCAAACAUGCCUUUGUUAGCUGCUUGAUGUAGUACUUCUAGUAGUUUUGCAUAUAGAUUUUAAUUCUGCAUUAUCAAUCUUUGGAACUAUGAAGCCUAAUUGGCCACUUAAUGAAACAGAGUUUCAAAUA
Messenger RNA from Corylus avellana, 3870 nucleotides. RefSeq names its product receptor-like serine/threonine-protein kinase ALE2. Gene Ontology annotation, biological process: protein phosphorylation. Lineage: Eukaryota; Viridiplantae; Streptophyta; Magnoliopsida; Fagales; Betulaceae. The record is from RefSeq and is a predicted model, not a curated record. Gene Ontology annotation, molecular function: protein kinase activity; ATP binding.